Messenger RNA from Calypte anna (Anna's hummingbird), 5585 nucleotides. RefSeq names its product polycystin 2, transient receptor potential cation channel (gene PKD2). Gene Ontology annotation, cellular component: membrane. Bases 3 to 2696 code for a protein of 897 amino acids. Gene Ontology annotation, molecular function: signaling receptor binding; voltage-gated sodium channel activity; muscle alpha-actinin binding. The record is from RefSeq and is a predicted model, not a curated record. NCBI's taxonomy places the organism in Eukaryota, Metazoa, Chordata, Aves, Apodiformes, Trochilidae. The transcript has 15 exons. Gene Ontology annotation, biological process: potassium ion transmembrane transport; detection of mechanical stimulus; release of sequestered calcium ion into cytosol.
UGAUGGCGGGCAGAGGGGGCUGCAGGCGCGGGCGGGAGCAGCUGGAGCUGGAGAGGUUGGGCGAGGCGGCCGGGGAUGGCUCCUGCCCGCCCUCGCCGCCCCUCGCCGCCUGCUCACGGCAGGCUUGGAGCCGGGACAACCCGGGCUUCGAGCCCGAGGAGGGGGCAGCGGCAGGGCCGGUGCUGGAGAUGGACGUGGAAUGGGGUGGACCCGCCGCCGGCGCUUCCUCGUCGUUGGGCAGCGGUGAGGGCGGCGAUGGGCGGCGGCAGCGGCGGCUUCCCGCGGGGCGCGGCGCGGCGGAGGUACCGAACCGACACCAGGUGCUGCCCGACGGCCCCGCGCCCCACCGGGCGGCCUGGGCCAAGCGCCUGGCGAGGCGACUGCGAGGUCUCUGGGGGACAAGACUCAUGGAAGAAAACAACACCAGCAGAGAGCGAUAUCUGAAAAGCGUUUUACGGGAGUUGAUUACAUACUUGAUUUUCCUUGUGGUCUUGUGUGUCCUGACUUAUGGAACAGUGAGUUCCAGUAUGUACUAUUACACGAGAGUUAUGUCGCAGCUCUUCCUGGAGACACCUUUAUCAAAAAUGGAGAAAACUGAUUUCAAAACUUUGUCCACAAUGGAUGACUUCUGGAAGUUCACAGAAGGCCCAUUGCUGGAUGGUCUUUACUGGGAGAUGUGGUAUAACAACAAAACUGUGGCAGAAAACAAAAGCUUCAUUUAUUAUGAGAACCUGCUCCUAGGGGUGCCUCGCAUUCGGCAGCUAAAAGUGAGGAAUGGUUCAUGCUCAAUACCUGAGGAUCUAAAGGAUGAAAUCAAAGAUUGCUAUGAUGUCUAUUCUGUAGCUAAUGAAGAUACUGCUCCUUUUGGACUUCGAAAUGGAACAGCCUGGACAUACACUAAUGAGAAGGAUUUGAAUGGGAGCAGCCACUGGGGUUUGAUUGCCACUUACAGUGGGGCUGGUUAUUAUCAAGACCUCUCAAGAACCAGAGAAGUGACAGCUGUGCAGAUUGCUACCCUUAAGAAGAACCUGUGGCUGGACAGAGGGACCAGAGCAGCUUUCAUUGAUUUCUCUGUAUACAAUGCAAAUAUCAACCUAUUCUGCAUUGUCAGGUUGUUAGUGGAGUUUCCAGCAACUGGAGGCCUUGUUACAUCUUGGCAGUUUCAGCCAGUGAGACUGAUUCACUACAUCUCCACUUUUGAUUUUUUCCUGGCAGCCUGUGAGAUGGCAUAUUGUCUUUUUGUUCUUUAUUACAUGGUAGAAGAGAUCUUAGAAAUUCACAUCCACAGACUGCACUACUUCAAAAGUCUCUGGAAUUGCCUUGAUAUCCUUAUUGUUGUACUUUCUGUGGUAGCUAUAGGAAUCAGCAUCUACAGGACAUCAACUGUUGACAUGCUCCUGAAGAAGCUGCUGGAAGAUCAGAACUCAUUCCCCAAUUUUGAACCUUUGGCAUAUUGGCAAAUGCAAUUCAACAACAUUGCUGCAGUCACUGUGUUUUUUGUCUGGAUUAAGCUUUUCAAAUUUGUUAACUUCAACAGAACAAUGAGUCAGUUAUCCACUACCAUGUCUCGCUGCGUCAAAGAUGUCAUUGGCUUUGCUAUUAUGUUUUUCAUUAUUUUCUUAGCAUAUGCUCAGUUGGCCUAUCUUGUCUUUGGCACUCAAGUCGAUGACUUCAGUACUUUCCAGGACUGCAUAUUUACUCAGUUCCGCAUCAUUUUGGGAGACUUCAACUUCACAGAGGUCGAAGAAGCAAAUCGAAUUUUGGGACCAAUUUAUUUCACUACAUUUGUUUUCUUUAUGUUCUUCAUUCUUUUGAACAUGUUUUUGGCUGUUAUCAAUGAUACAUACUCUGAAGUCAAAUCAGAUAUGGCACAACAAAAGUCAGAAAUGGAACUGUCUGACCUUAUCAGAAAGGGCUACAAUAAAGCCAUGAUCAAACUGAAAUUGAAGAAAACUGCUGUUGAUGACAUUUCAGAAAGUCUGAGACAAGGUGGGGGAAAACUAAAUUUUGAUGAACUCCGUCAAGAUCUGAAAGGGAAGGGGCACACAGAUGCAGAGAUUGAAGCGAUAUUUACCAAAUAUGACCAGGAUGGGGACCAGGAACUGACAGAGCAUGAACAUCAGCAGAUGAGAGAUGACCUGGAGAAGGAGAGGGAGGAUCUGGACUUAGACAGGAGCUCUCUGCCACGUCCGCUGAGCAGCCGUAGCUUCCCCCGGAGCUUGGACGACUCUGAGGAGGAUGAAGAUGAAGACAGUGGACACAGCUCCAGGAGAAGGGGCAGCAGUUCCAGUGGGGUUUCCUAUGAAGAGUUCCAAGUGCUCAUGAGGAGGGUUGAUCGCAUGGAGCAUUCUAUUGGCAGUAUUGUCUCCAAGAUUGAUGCAGUAAUUGUGAAGCUUGAAGCAAUGGAGAGAGCCAAACUGAAAAGGAGAGAUGUGUUGGGCAGACUGUUAGAUGGAGUGACAGAGGAUGAAAGGCUGGGUCGUGACAACGAAAUUCACAGGGAGCAAAUGGAGCGACUGGUGCGGGAGGAGCUGGAGCGCUGGGAAUCAGAUGACACAGCCUCCCAGAUGAGCCACCGGCUGGGAACCCCUCUGGGGCUGACCCAACCUCGGCCCAGGACCUCCCGGCCCUCUUCCUCCCAGUCCGAUGGGAUUGAUGGGGGAGGAGGAAACGGGGUGAACAACAUCCAUGUGUAGGACAACUUUUUAGGCGAUGCUAAACGUUCAGUAUUAAGCCAGCCAAUACCUGCAGUUCCCCAGCAUGUGGUGGCCUUCCUGAUCAGGCCACCGAGCACAAGGGGCAAGUGGUGGGCAAAAGUAAAUACUGUCUUCAUAAGGCAUUUUCAGACCUAUGUAAGCUAUGUGUCAUGUUAAAAGUUACCCUUUGUGAGACUCAGCCUUGAAAAUGAAAAUGCAGGAAACAGAAUGGAAACUGAGUGUAACAAAACCUACAUGGAUGGAAUUUUGGUCCCAUACAUGUAUUAUGGGAAACACUUUCACAAGGGCAGCAAGCUUCAGACAAAAUAAUGAGCUGUGGCUAAAACAAAGGCUCUGAGUUUUGUGCUUUCUGUUGGAAAAUGAUUUUUAAAUGCUUUUAAAAGCAAUUUUGAAAAGAAGAUGGCAUCAGCUUGUCUCAUUCAUUAUAACAGCUGACACCUUCCAAAGAAGUAAACCAGCACUUUUUUUUUUUUACUUUGUUUCUGCCUACUUUUCUGAAUUGUUCUUGAUGUACCAACAUUUUCAUUAACUUCAGUGUUCUAUUUUCCUGUUCUUGACAGUUUCCUUAAACAGAAGAAAAUGCACUUAGUUUGUACAACCUCAAAUCACAUCAUUCCAUAAUAGAAACUGUACCCGCUCUGUGGUUUUGCAUUUCAUUAGCAUUUCAGAAGUAAUAGUUGAGAACUCCCUCUUCACACCCAGCUAACGUAAUAAUUUUCAGCUUUGUUGCAAAGUGCUCCUUUUUUUAAUGCUGUGUUUUCAUGAUCCUGUGAUAAACAUAAAAUAAGGGUUACUUUGGAGAAAAUAUAAUCUUUAAAAGCACACAAAUUUGAAAAAUUAACUUUUCCUUAGGUUUAACAGAGAAGGGGUCAGAGAAAUUGCUGACUGGAAAAAUCCAAACUCAUGCUCUACCAAGGUCUAAUCAUAUCUCAGCUGUGUAGCUUGUAUUUACAUUUAGCAGAACUGCUUGUAAAAUUCUUAGAUAUAUUUCUACAGAGGCUUUUCUGCUGAGCUGCAAUGAUUCCUAUCAGUAUCACUGAUUUUUAGUAUUUCAUUAACUUGCUUUCUGUGUUAUAGAAGCUGUAUUUUUGAAAGGAGAUGCAACACUGGGACACUGGUUUCCCAUAGAAAGCAUUGAAGCACAAUGUUUGUUGUUUUGUCUAGCAACAUGUUUCCGUGUUGUGGAAUGCCCCUUUAGGAGGGAAGUUGUCAAUUGUGCUUUUUUCCUGAAGAUGGCAUUUGUAUUUAAAGAUUUAGAGUUAGUGUAAAGGAAACUGAAAAGCUACACAAUCAAACACGUCUUAGCUAUUAGUAGGGUAUAUAUAUUUUUAAAAAUGCUUAUUUACAAAGUAUAUGUAGCAUGUAUAUAUAUGCUGGUGCUUUUUGAAGUGAAAAGCAGUUGUUACCAGGGGUUAACACCCCUCAUUCCUGUGAUACUGCUGCUUAGGCAAAGCUGACAUCUUGCAUAUGUUCUUACACCUGCAGUGACUGGGUUCAGAGUGGCUCAGAAUCCCUGCCCUCUGACCAGGGCAGUUUCUUACUGAAACUGAAUAGACCUCGUGCCUUACCUUUAAGUUUACAAGAAACCAUAUGCACAGAAACUUAAAUAUAAGAUGGAACAGGAAGAAGUUCAGAGUGGAAUCUGGAGUUUCUUAGUAGCUUUGGCUUGAGAACAGAAGAACAUGUGAAAACAGGUUUUGAUUCUUCAGAAUUAUUUUUUCUUUCUGUGGGUAAUUUUGCCCUGUUCUAGGAAGAAAUUCAUACCCUUUCACAAGAAGCCUUGUCAGCUUCCCAAAACUGUGCAGCACAGUGGUUAAGUAUAAACACUCUGUCUUGCCUUGAUUGAAAGUUUUUGGACCUUAGAAACCUUCCUGAGGAAAGGUUUUCCAUGUUGAACUGCCAUCUCUGACUUGGAGCAAACAAAACAAGAAGUGUAACUGUACACAUGGCCAGCUGGUGUGCAAGGAAAAUAGAAAAUACAGUACAAUACAAGGAUUUGAAAUGUCCAUAGCCUUAUCAUUACAUCCAUAUCCAAAAUGCCGUGUGUUGGUACGUGACAUGACUCACAGCUUAAACUUUGAGGCAGACUAAGUAAAUGUGUGUAUCAUGUAAUUGCUGUUGGGUAUCUAGGGUCUAGGAUACCCUAAGUGCUAAGAUAAUAUUUCAAAUAAUCAUGUACUUAAAUCAGUGACUUUGACAAAUAACCCAACUUCAUCUGUCCAGCAAGCAUCUGGAACCUUGAAGUUAUUCUGUAGGUACACAGUAAGAAUAUUCUGUAAGAAUACCUGUGUUAAGGUAUUUUACAGGGCUGUGGUCUGUAGAGCAUGUGGCAUGCUGAGGUUUAUGGCAGCAGGGACUGGGGAGUGUGCAGAACUGACCAAGUUGUCAUCUGUUGGUGAGGCAGGGUCUUUCUUGGGGAAAAGAAACAUAAUUAAAAUUAUCAGUACAGUUUUAAACAAGUUUCCUGUAAAAAUGCAUCCUUCAAAAUGUAAGUUCAAUCCUCUCUAGUAUAUGUUUAUUCUGAAAAUGUUUGCAUUGGCAGCUGUAUUUGGAGGUACAUUUCUGUAUCAUAUUGUAAUCUUGAAGUGCACUUAAGUUUUCAUGGGGUACCCCUGUGUGUUGGUAAUGGGCCUUGCAGUUAAGUUCAUGGCCACUUGACAAAUGUUACAAACAUUUUAUUGCUUCCUUUUUCAACUACACAGUAUAAUUAAUUUAUCACUUAUUACAAAGGUAAACUUUUUGCAUAGUAAGGUACAGUGUUUGGUCUUAUUAGGAAGCUGAUAAUUAUGCAAGUCUUGUACAAUGAUCAAAAAUGUAUUGAUCUGUAACACUGAGCACUUUACUUCCUAAUAAAUGUUAUAUAUAAUC